GUCGUUCUUCCGGGGGCGGCGGAGCGAGGAGGCGGACGCGGAGGAGCGGGCGGAGGAGAAAGGAGGAGGCAGAGGGGGAGGGUUCUUGGAAUCGCGUGAUCGCUCGGAGGAACUCGAGAUCUCUGUCGGAUUGGAGAUUCGAAGAGCUCCCUUUUUUUCCCUCACAACUAUAUUGUUCUGAGGUGAAGAAAUGUUGAUUACUCAGUGUUACGAGUCUUAAAAGACUGCCGUCGCUUAUGGAAACCCAACUACCUUCAUGAAACAAUUUGAUAGAGUUGCACGAAUGGAAAGGAGGUUCCAUACUAAUGGGAAUUUGUAGUUCAUGCCAACCCAAAAUGCAAUGGGUAAGGAAGCUUUAGAAAUGUCCACAGAUGAAGAAUCAUAUAUUGUUAUAUGUGCAUCUAAUGGCAAUCCUGAUCGAACUGAUGAUAUUUCCUGUAAAACUUCCACACAUGAUGGGUCAGAUGAGGCUAUAAAUGACGUUCAGGAUUCUCACAAUGGGCAAGAAGUACCUAGCAUCGGAAACUUGAAUUUGGAUAAUGACACACCUGAAAAUAAACCCAUGAACCAUGAAGCUCAGAAGUCACCAAAUCAUAAGAAACAAGUACGGCUUAACUACACUGUCCCUCAGCCAUUUGAGCUUGCAACUGAAAAGCGUGCUGCCAGUGGAUGUCGUGAGUUUGCAGCUGAUGCAGCUGGUGAUGGAGAUAAAGCUGCUAAGGGAAACUCACCUCUCACAUCAAGGAAGCCUUUCCAUUCUGAUAAUACAGUACACACAGAUGAAGAGGAUUCUAGCUCUGUGGCUUCUUCAACUGCAGCAUCUGUAAGAAUUUCGAAAGCUAGGACAACAGUGCCAACUGCCCCUAUUUUCAAAUGCAGUGAACGCGCCGAGAAACGGAAAGAGUUUUACUCUAAAUUAGAAGAGAAGCACCAUGCUUUGGAGGCAGAGAGGCUGCAUUGUGAAGCUAGGACAAGGGAAGAGGAAGAGGCAGCUUUAAAGCAACUAAGGAAGAACUUGAUUUUCAAAGCAAACCCAAUGCCAAGCUUCUACCACGAGGGUCCUCCUCCUAAAGUGGAACUUAAGAAGGUGCCCCCAACUCGUGCAAAAUCACCCAAGUUUGGUCGAAGGAAGAGUUAUGGCGAUGCAGUCGAUCCAUCCCAAGUAGAUAACAGCAGUGGAGUAUGCGAUCGGUUGCAAGGCCACAGUCUAGGCAAUUAUAAAGAAGCUACCAACAAAUUACAGAGUAGUCCUAAGGCUGGAAAUGCAAUUAAAGGGAAACAGGGGCCAAAAUCUGUGAGGAAUAGUUCCAAGCCUCUCGCUGAGGAGGUCACAGAGCAGACAGCUGCCGAUAUCACUGUGGAAACCUGAUUCAUGAGUUAAUUUUUUUUCAUGUUCUUUAAAUUAUAAUUUUAUCUUACAACACGAAUGGCCCUUACUUUAUCCAGGACAUCCACGUGUUUGUCAAAAGUUCUCCCCCCCAUGUGAGAAAUUCGUGACUGAGAUUUUAUAAUGUAUCAUGCUGUAAAUUUUGUAAGUUAUAAAGUGUGAUGUAACAACUGAUUCUGCAAUUAUGUAAAAACUGGAGUGACUCUUCUUUAAAAGUGUGGCUGAGUCUCUAAGCUUUAUGU
Molecule: messenger RNA, 1629 nt
Organism: Phoenix dactylifera (date palm)
Lineage: Eukaryota; Viridiplantae; Streptophyta; Magnoliopsida; Arecales; Arecaceae
Product: protein WVD2-like 1
Biological process (GO): microtubule cytoskeleton organization
Molecular function (GO): microtubule binding
Source: RefSeq, a predicted model, not a curated record